Molecule: messenger RNA, 795 nt
Organism: Dermatophagoides farinae (American house dust mite)
Lineage: Eukaryota; Metazoa; Arthropoda; Arachnida; Sarcoptiformes; Pyroglyphidae
Source: RefSeq, a predicted model, not a curated record
UAAUUGUUAAUUUAAUUUUGGCUUCAAUACUGAUUCAAUUUUAUUUUCAUCAUAUAUUUAUUGAUCUACGAAUUGUUUGGUUCCAAAAAAAAAAUCAUUUGUCUUUUGUCUAUUUGUGUGUGUGUGUGUGUGUAUGUUUGUUGUGCUCAAACCAUAUUGAUUUGAUAAAUUGAUUGAUUGGAAUGUCAUUGGAAUUUCGUUAUUCACCAAUAAUAAUGAUGAUCAUUAUAAUUCAAAUAAUAAUGAUAAUGCUUACCAUAACUAUACCAUCAUCGUCAGCUAAUUUAAAUAGUCGUCGUACAAAUGGACAGUUAGGCGGUCGAUGUACCAUUCAAGAACGUGAAGAAUUCGAUCGCUGUCAACCGGAUGCCCGUUAUGAUUGGGAUAUACAGGAAACAGAUUAUUUUACCGAUACACGAAAAUUCUGCUGUUUUGUAUGGGAUACAUUAAAUUGUGAAGUGGACAUUGCCGAACGUUGUGAUUCAAAUUAUGCUGCGCAAUUAUCAUAUGAAACCGAACAGGCAUAUGGUGCAAUGUGUGAAUAUUAUUAUCGUCAUUCACCGCUAUGUUUUUUCCGUUGGUGGUCAGCAUUACUGGUAGUGGUCGCAUUGAUUUCCAUUAUAGUAUUAAUUGUAUUCAUCAUAUAUCGAAAAAAACAAUCGAAAUUUUCUCGUGAAUAUACUACCGAAAGAAAUUAUUAUUAGAAAACCGAACAAACAUUAUAUAAUCAUUUAUUGGAUUGUAUUUGAAAUCAAUUUUAGUAACAAAACAAAAACGAAUUACAUUGUAAAUAAA